AUGAACAAAGAGCCAGCCUCAGACACGACGCGCCACGCGCUGUCGCCACCGCUGCUGCACGAAGUGGCGGCCGUCUUGGCGACGGCGCUGCCACGCAACUACAGGUGCUCGUCGGCGACGGUGGUCGAAUGUCCGGACCUGCGCACGGCGCCGUUUGGCCUGGCAGCUGCCGGUCUGAGCGGCCGCCCGACUGUUGCCGAUGUGGGCGGCCAGGGCAACCUGUUCCCGACGCCACGUCGUGACAAGAACUACGGCCUGGUCGACGUGGCCGCGCGCAUGCAGCUGGAUGAACAGCGUGGCGCCCUGUUGGGGGCCGGUGCCGGUCCCAACCGCGUGCACGGCAUCAACUCGGAGCUGGCGGCCAGCCUGAGCUGGCAGGGCGGCCAGGAAGCCAAGAACAUCACCGACUGCAGCCGCAGCAUCCGGAUCGCUGCCGACAAUCACGGCCAUGAUCACGUGCAGUGCGUCCUCUCCGGCAGCACCGAGUGCGCCCUCAUGGCCAACCUGUACGGCUCUCUGGGCCUUCCGGGUCCCGUCCUCCGCGUCACGGCACGAGGUCGCCACGGAAAUGCCGCCAGCUUCCCCGAAUUCCUGCGCGCUACCCUGCACGACGCCUACGGACCCGACCGCCAGGUCUCGCUCGGCGGCGUCUUUCUCUUCAAGACCGGCCGCGCUCGCUUCCACGUGAUGCCCGAUUUUCCGCCCGCCAGCGCGCUGCCAUUUGCCGACCGCCAGGCCGUCGAGCGCUGGCUGACCUUCCACGACUUUGCUGCGCCCAUCGUCUGCCUCUCGGUCUUCCACUCGGCCGAUCCCCACCAGCUCGGCCUUCGCAUCGAGCACACCCACGGCUUUGCCGCCGACAGGCCCGCCGGCGGCCACUACCACUACGACCACCUCGCGCGCGAUGGCCACGACGAUGACGAGGUUGAGUACGAGGCCUACUUCAACGUCGCCGAUGCCCUCGUCCAGAUCGAUCCGGCGCGAGCGAACUACGAGGGGCGGGGCGAGGGGCACUGA
This is a messenger RNA of Grosmannia clavigera kw1407, 1017 nucleotides long. RefSeq names its product mgc81809 protein. The transcript has a single exon. Gene Ontology annotation, cellular component: nucleus. The coding region runs from base 1 to 1017 and encodes 338 amino acids. Gene Ontology annotation, molecular function: hydrolase activity, acting on ester bonds; zinc ion binding. The record is from RefSeq and is a predicted model, not a curated record. Lineage: Eukaryota; Fungi; Ascomycota; Sordariomycetes; Ophiostomatales; Ophiostomataceae.